Molecule: messenger RNA, 381 nt
Organism: Trichoderma breve
Lineage: Eukaryota; Fungi; Ascomycota; Sordariomycetes; Hypocreales; Hypocreaceae
Product: lytic transglycosylase domain-containing protein
Exons: 1
Coding region: 1-381 (126 amino acids)
Source: RefSeq, a predicted model, not a curated record
AUGGUUUCUUUCAUUGCCACCACUCUCACUGCUCUCUGCCUGGCCCUCGCCAGCUCUGCGGCUCCCACUGAGGCAGAAGUUCACGCAGCUUCUGCCCACAGCGGCUCCGUCACCUGGUAUAAUACCGGCCUCGGCGCCUGCGGCCAAACUAACAACGACAACGAACUCGUUUGCGCCGUCUCGCACUCUCUCUACGACAGCCAGCAUCCAUGUGGCCGUAAGAUCCGUGUCAACUACCGGGACAAAUCCGCAGUCAUGACUGUUGUCGACCGCUGCGCGGGAUGCGCGGAAAACGACCUUGAUCUCUCGCCUGCUGCUUUCCGCGCUGCAAUUGGCGAACUUGAUAUUGGUCGUACUACUGCCACUUGGGACUGGGCUUAG